Messenger RNA from Marchantia polymorpha subsp. ruderalis, 1798 nucleotides. The record is from the annotation of a GenBank genome assembly. NCBI's taxonomy places the organism in Eukaryota, Viridiplantae, Streptophyta, Marchantiopsida, Marchantiales, Marchantiaceae.
GUCGAUGCGCACCUUCGUCGUCGUCGUGGUGUUGAGAGAAUUUUCCUUCUCCCCGAUUCUUCUCGAGCGAGCUCUGUCUGCUGGAGUAUCAUCUCCUCUGCUGCUGCUGCUGCUGCGAUGAGCAGACUUCGCGAGGAUCUGGGAUUGAUUACUUUCAUGGCAAUUGUGCUUGCGAUUUGUGGACCCGAGGGUUGGGCGAUUCCAGGGGUGCGUGGGCAACUCCAACCCGAUGGCCGACAGCGCGGCCGGCCGGUUCCUGCGCUGUACAUCUUCGGAGACUCGACUGCUGACAGCGGCAACAACAACGAAAUGUUCACCAUCGCUCGAGCCAAUUUCCCUCCCUACGGUCGCGAUUUCGACACUCGUCACGCGACGGGCAGGUUCAGCAACGGAAGGAUGACUUCCGAUUUCAUCACGGACUUUCUGCGCGUCCCGAUGGUGCCGCCGUAUGUGAGCCUCGAAGCGCAAAUGUACAGCUUCCAAGGGGCCAAUUUUGCUUCGGCGGGAGCUGGAAUCCUGAACCAGACAGGCAACAUCCUGGGUGCGAAGAUAUCGCAGUGGCAGCAAAUCGACCUCUUCUUGGAGAGGCGCAAUUAUCUGAUUCAGAUGAUGGGAAAUGAAGCUGCUGCUCGACAUCUCAGACAUGCGAUUUACUACAUAGCGACCGGAGGCAACGACUACAUCCACAACUGGAUCACCAACGACACGGAUGCCGCGCUGCUGCCGCACGAUCAGUUCAACAGCCUGCUUCUGGCGACCUUCGAGCAACAACUGAAGGUGCUGUACGGCGGCGGGGCGCGCAAGGUCGUGGUGCUCGGGAUCGGGCCCGUGGGAUGUGCGCCUCACUUUCUGUGGCUCAGCAAUACGACCACCGCCGCGUGUAUGGAGACUGUGAAUCAGUACGUGUCCGAGUACAACGAUGGGCUCAGAGCCAUGCUCGCGCGCUUCAAUCAGCAAAACCGUGGAGCUCACUUCGUCUACCGAGACAUUUGGGACAUCGUCUACCGCAUGUCCAAGACUCCUCUUGAGUUCGGAUUUCUGAUCGGAACCACGGCAUGCUGCGGAGUGGGCAAUUACGGGGGCGGGGAUCGGUGCCUGACGCCGCUCAUGGUGUGUCGAAAUCCUCCGGAUUACGUGUGGUGGGAUGAAUACCACCCUUCGCAUCGAGCCAACUUCCUCAUCGCCCGCCAAAUCUGGUCCGGAGUGGACCCUUCCACCACGACCAACACUUCGGCGGCGCCGUCCAACGUUACCUACUCCUUCCUCACCGUUCAGCAGCUCGUCAAUGUCCAACUGGAAUCAGAUUGAUCGGGGCAAGGACUCGAUUCCGACCCGGCUUUUUCCACCUCAGAGUCUGCAGCGAAUUCUUGUCACCCCAUUAGGCACCCUCAGGACGCAUUUGAGCCUGUUCCGAAGAGUUACUGCUUGCCGCAUGGCUACUGAGAACUUUUAGAAGAAUUUAUAAAACCUUAUAAAUUCACCUUUCUAUCUCCGUACAAAACAUUUAGAAUCGGGUGCUUUGCAUUUGCAUGGGGAACUGUAGGUUUGAGAGUUCAGUUGGUGACAAGUUAGUAUUUGAUUGUCCUUACUAGGAGAUGUGAAGUUCACACCAGCUCAUGAUCACAAAUCAGGUAAGAAAACUGUCGUAGGAAUAUCACGUAGAACCUAAGACGUCGAAGCGACAGAAACAUGUGACAAUAUAGCGGGAGACAUGUCGACAGUGACACAGGGCUACCUGUGUGUGCCUGGAAUCAAUGUACUGCAGCUGUGAAAUAUUCAUGUCUCGAGGGAAGAACCC